GGCAAACGGCCUGCUGCUGUGCAGCACGCCAGCAGACAAAUUUCCGGCCCGGUAGGUCUUGUUGUGACCCGGAUCAUUAGCGAGUUGGAUUAUGCGGGGGGAACGACGGCGGCUAGACGACAAGAACAAAACCGGCAUGGGAAACUCGGGCGAAACCCUGGAUCCUGUGUAUCAGUCCGCGAGAAAGGACAAGAAAACAUCAUGAGGAUAGAUGCCGAAAAGGAUUUGGGCGUAUGGGUCUCCUCAAAAUUGUCCUUCUCACUGCACCAUGAGAAAUCCGCCCAAAAGGCAUUCGCCAUUUUACGGAUGAUCCGGCGCACCUUCUCCCGUAUUACUCGCAUGGACUUCCAAAUACUCUAUGGGGCCUACGUCAGACCGCUCCUGGAGUACGCCAACCAAGUUGUCUACUCAGGACGUACGAAAGACGUUACCCUCAUUGAGCGUGUCCAGCGGGCCGCCACGAGAAUGGUUGCCGGCCUCAAAUCCGUGGACUACGAAACGCGUCUCGCGAUGCUUGAUCUCUUUCCCAUGGAGUACCGUCGCCUCCGAGGGGACCCAAUUCUUACCUACGCCCUGUUUGAACAAAGCUUGGCAAACAGGUUUUUUACCGUUGACCCAGCAAACACCCGGCGAGGACAUAAUUGUUCCUACAACCUCGAAGGGAUUAACAAAGUGCCUGCAUCGCCGGAACACAACUUGGAUUUGGCCCCGGUGCCCUCGUACAUGCACUCGAGGGAAAAGACCUUUGUGCUUUUGCAAACCGAAAUGCGGCGGUACCAGUCAAAGUUGGAUGUUGAGGAGACUGAAGAGGGCAUUAAAUACAUCAAAGAUCAGUUUCAGCAAGCCCUUGCGACAAAUCUUAAUCUUCUACGCGUCUCUGCUCCAUUGUUUGUUCCAAACCGUCUUGGUCUACAAGAUGAUUUGAGUGGCGUCGAACGGGCCAUCUAUUUCGACGUUCGAUCUGGCGAAGAGGCGGUAAUCAACCAGUCUCUAGCGAAAUGGAAACGAAUGGCACUAGGAAAGUACCAACUGAAGCGUUAUAAGGGCCUGUACACAGAUAUGAAUGCAAUCCGGCGUGAUGAAAUAAUAUCACCUCUACAUUCCUACUACGUGGAUCAGUGGGAUUGGGAAAUGGUUAUUGAACGGGAUGAGCGAACGGAGAGGAAACUUGAAGAGGUGGUUGAGAAAAUCUACACAGCAUUCAAGCAAACAGAAGCAGCGGUACUAGCGAAGUAUCCGAUCUUUUCCAAAAAACUUCCAGAGAAGAUAACGUUUAUCAGAACACAAGAACUGGAAGAUCAGUAUCCAGAUUUGAAACCCAGUGAGCGUGAAUAUCAGGCCGUGAAGAAAUAUGGUGCAGUCUUCCUCAAACAAAUUGGGAAACGAUUGAAAUCUGGUGAAAUACACGACAGCCGUGCCCCAGAUUAUGAUGACUGGGAGCUAAAUGGGGACAUCUUAUUUUACGACGCCAAUGCCGAUAGGUGUAUAGAAUUGUCUUCAAUGGGUAUUCGAGUCGACGAGGUCUCGAUGGAAAAACAGUUGCGGGAAAGCGGUUGUGAAUCCAGAAAACAGUUUGAAUACCACCAGAAGGUCCUGAAUGGUGAAUAUCCUUUAACGAUUGGGGGUGGAAUUGGUCAAAGCCGUAUAUGUAUGUUCUUUUUGGAGAAGCAGCACGUCGGUGAGGUGCAAUGCAGUAUAUGGCCGGAGCAUGUGCGCCAGGAGUGUCUAAAGAACAACGUAAUGCUACUGUAAAUAUUUGCUUUUUAUAAUUUGCCUGAUAAUAUACAUGGAUUUGCCUGUU
This is a messenger RNA of Opisthorchis viverrini, 1801 nucleotides long. RefSeq lists its product as hypothetical. Lineage: Eukaryota; Metazoa; Platyhelminthes; Trematoda; Opisthorchiida; Opisthorchiidae. The transcript is spliced from 4 exons. Gene Ontology annotation, cellular component: cytoplasm; cytosol. The record is from RefSeq and is a predicted model, not a curated record. The annotation marks the transcript as partial. Gene Ontology annotation, molecular function: aspartate-ammonia ligase activity.